This is a messenger RNA of Tachysurus vachellii, 564 nucleotides long. It is a transcript of the gene ndufb6, whose product is annotated as NADH:ubiquinone oxidoreductase subunit B. NCBI's taxonomy places the organism in Eukaryota, Metazoa, Chordata, Actinopteri, Siluriformes, Bagridae. The coding region runs from base 105 to 494 and encodes 129 amino acids. Gene Ontology annotation, biological process: mitochondrial electron transport, NADH to ubiquinone; mitochondrial ATP synthesis coupled electron transport. The record is from RefSeq and is a predicted model, not a curated record. The transcript has 4 exons.
GUGCAUUGUGGGCUAGUUGUCCUCUCUGAGGUGUCAUUGUUGUUAGCUCAGGCUAAUCAUCUCGGUGUAGUGUGUGUGUGUGUGUGUGUGAGAGAGAGAGAGAGAUGUCGGGUUACACGGCGGACGAGAAGCUCCGGCUGCAGCAGUUAGCGUCCCUGCGGCGCCGCUGGCUGAAGGAUCAGGAGCUGAGCGCCCGGGAGCCGGUGAUUAAAGCCGCGUCUCCGGGGCGACUGCAGGCCUUCUGGAGCUCAUUCCUCCAACCACAGAGUCUGUGGAGGAUAUAUGCUUUUAAGGCUUUUAACGCGAGUUCUUUUGCUCUGACCCGCGUCCUUAUUCCAGCCUGGAUCGUCCACUACUAUGUCAAAUAUCAUCUUCUUAAAAAACCCUACAGUGUGGUGGAGCUGAAACCCAGACUGUUCCCUGGUGAUACCAUUCUGGAGACGGGGGAGGUGGUUCCUGAGCUUCCUCACACUCAUGGUCACGCCCACCACUGAUCAGUGACCCUGGAUCAUGAACAACUCUGUACAUACUUCUGUAUCUAACAAUAAAGAGCUUUACACUGUA